GACUCUACUUAAACCCUGUUUUUGUUGAACUGGUGUGGUUGAAGUUCUCACCUUGACACCAACUGUGAUGUCACUGCUGGAUGUGCCAGAAGAAAAACUGACUUCAAAUUAUGUGUUUCAGUUUGCUUUGUGUUGACUCGUUUUAUAGACUGCAAAAGUAAAACAAGCUACAUCUGAAAACAGCCAUUGGAUAACUCUGAGAAAAACCUACUUUUAAAUGAAUAAGCAUCAAGAAUCUAUCCAGCGAAUCUUUAGAAAAAGAAAAGAAUAGUAAUCUUUGAGUUUAAAUGACCACUAUUUUAAUUUAAUUGCCGUGCUGGAGUUUAUGCCAUGUUCCAGCAGUCGAGUGGAAGUAAUUAUCGUCUUCAGGAUCUCUAAAAACAGCUGACUGACUUCAUGCUUCUUCCCUUUAGAGCUGAUCAUGUCUCACUCAGGUGCUCAAGGCAGCAUAGGCAGUCACUCUGCCAUUGGGCUGCGCAAUCACAAGAUAUACCUCUAUGAAUAUGAGAACUUCCAGGGACGUAGGAUGGACCUGUUUGGAGAGUGCCGUAACCUGUGCGAGAAGGGCAUGGAGAGAAUCGGCUCCAUCCGGGUAGAGAUUGGACCCUGGGUCGGGUAUGAGCAGCAGAACAUGACCGGUGAGAUGUUCAUACUGGAGAAAGGAGAGUACCCCCGCUGGGACACCUGGUCCAACAGCUACAGGUGCGACCGCAUCAUGUCAAUCAGACCUCUCCGGAUGGACCCGCAGGACCACAAGAUCUGCCUGUAUGAAUGUGCAAACUUUGAGGGUCGUAAGAUGGAAGUGUGCGACGAGGAUAUUCCAAGUUUGUGGUCUUACGGCUUCCAGGAUCGUGUUGCCAGCAUUCAGGUCACCGGUGGAACCUGGGUGGGUUACCAGUACCCUGGCUACCGUGGCUACCAAUAUAUGCUUGAAAUGGGUCCUUUCAAACACUGGAAUGAGUGGGGAGCCCACCACCCCCAGAUCCAGUCCAUCCGCCGCGUGAGAGACAUGCAGACGCACCGCAGGGGCUGCUUCGAAAUGACCGCAUAGAGGAGUCCAGUUGACUAAAAAGGAGGGAAUAGCAAGGGUGAAGUCAUGCUGCUAAAAACAUCCCCUGGAGAUCCUUCAGCAGCCACAUGGUCACACCAGCUAACAGCGUUUUAAUAUUGUUUCCUGGUAGGAUUUGGAAGUAUGUGGCGGGGUGAAUGAUUCUGAAUGGGAUGAAAAUUUCUUAUUGUCACAGACUCUCAGAGUAACUGUAACACAGGUUUAAAAAAAAAAACAGUAGCAAAGCUCUCUGUCUACAGACCUCAUGGAAAGAUUAUAUGAUUUAUCUGAACGGGGGAUUAAAGGGGAUUAGUGGAUUUAAUGGUUUGUGUUUAUUAGUUUGUUUCAAUGCUAUUUUUCCAACCAUACCUGCAACUCUUUGAUUUUAUUUUUAUUUACUCAAUGAUGUAUUUCAAGCUGAAAUGAUGUCACUAAGCCUGUUCAUCACGGAGCUCUCCUUCUCCUGGGAUCCAGUGUCUAGUCUAGAAUAAAGGUACACAUAUCAUAUCUGCUCACAAAGUACUACCAUGGACAGCUCUCAACCCAACACAUGGCCUGCAGUUAUUUCUCCAGGCAGAGGGAGGCACCAUAUCCUCAUCGCAAAGCAACAGCCUCAGAGACUGGACGGCAAUGCUGGUUAAUCAUUAAAAUAGACUUAAAAGGAAGAAGAAGAAAAAAAGAGCAGUGCAGAGCUGUGGGUUGCUGAUGUGAAUAUCUUUUGGCUGGCCUGUUUCACCUCACUGAUGGCGCUGUCCAGAAGGUUUGCAUUUUAAAUGUUCUCAGGGAUGCUGGCAUCUGGAAAGCAACUUUCCAAUGGAAAAAUAAAAGAACUGUACCUGAAA
Molecule: messenger RNA, 1890 nt
Organism: Pelmatolapia mariae (spotted tilapia)
Lineage: Eukaryota; Metazoa; Chordata; Actinopteri; Cichliformes; Cichlidae
Gene: crybb1l3
Product: crystallin, beta B1, like 3
Exons: 5
Coding region: 422-1051 (209 amino acids)
Biological process (GO): visual perception; lens development in camera-type eye
Molecular function (GO): structural constituent of eye lens
Source: RefSeq, a predicted model, not a curated record